This is a messenger RNA of Marasmius oreades (fairy-ring Marasmius), 459 nucleotides long. RefSeq lists its product as uncharacterized. The annotation marks the transcript as partial. The transcript is spliced from 2 exons. The record is from RefSeq and is a predicted model, not a curated record. Lineage: Eukaryota; Fungi; Basidiomycota; Agaricomycetes; Agaricales; Marasmiaceae.
CAUACCACCAUCAACUUCAUCUGGGAUUUCGCACUGUCAAAACUCUACACCAACGCACUGUUUUCGACACUCAACGCACGGCGUGCAGGUCGAAGUUCCCCCGACGAUGUCGAUUCGCACAAUGUAUUGUUCGGCACAAGCUUUACAUCUAGUACAGGAGAUGGGGAAAUUGAGCUUCGCAGAAGAGAACCGAUGCACCUCACCAAUCCGGAGAUGUCAUUCGCAGGAUCAAGUCAAUCUGGUGCUUUAGAGCUCGAUGAGGUAGCCUCUCCAAGUCCUGGUCAGCGCCGGCACGGAGCAUCAACCCAAUUGUCUCAAUCUCAUCAUCUAUCAUUUGCCGCUCAAGUCGGGAUACCAUCAGACGGUGGAGCCGAUAUGGGGACGAGGGUGCUUUCGGGAGACCCGCAUUCCCGUACUUUCCGACCCUCAGCGCUUCAGCCUGCGAAAGAUCCUGAUUGA